GGAUAGUGUUCCGUAGAUAGCCAUCUCUCUUUUUCUCUCUCUCCCAUCUGGCCAUCUGCCAAAGCCAAGGGAGAAGAAAGAAGAAGACGCCGCACACAACACACAACUCAAAAACCUUAAAAAACCCAAAAAACAAAAAACACACACACACCUAUGUGUCUAUCCAUUUCUCUAUCUAUUCACUCAUCACUAACAUCAAACUCUCCAAAAUAACCGUUUCAUGUCUCGGAUCCUGUGAUUCGGAUCCCUAGGUAGGACCAACCAGCUCCCCCUUCGGCUUCUUUCUAUCGUUCUUUCAUUUUCUUGGGUCUCCGUUAUCCACCGUUUGAUCCGGUUCCCGGUUUUCCGCCAUGACGCGACGAUGCUCCCAUUGCAGCCACAAUGGGCAUAACUCGAGGACCUGCCCGAACCGCGGCGUCAAGCUUUUUGGGGUCCGAUUGACCGAUGGCUCGAUCCGGAAGAGCGCUAGCAUGGGCAAUCUUACCCACUACGCCGGUUCCGGGUCCGGUUCAGGACCUAUCCACGCUUCUGGGUCCAAUAACCCCGGUUCGCCCGGGGAUAACCACGAUAACGCGGCUACCGCUGACGGUUAUGCUUCCGAGGACUUCGUUCCUGGCUCCUCUUCUAGCUCCCGUGAAAGAAAGAAGGGGGUUCCAUGGACUGAGGAGGAACAUAGAAUGUUUUUACUUGGAUUACAAAAGUUGGGCAAAGGUGAUUGGCGUGGAAUUGCAAGGAACUAUGUUAUAUCAAGGACCCCUACUCAAGUGGCCAGUCACGCUCAAAAGUAUUUCAUCAGGCAAAGCAAUGUGUCUAGACGGAAAAGACGCUCCAGCUUGUUUGACAUUGUUGCAGAUGAAGCAGCUGAUGAUACUCCAAUGGUACAGCAAGACUUCUUGUCAGCUAACCAGUUACAGGCUGAAACAGAAGGCAAUAACCCCUUGCCUGCGGUUCCCACCCUCGACGAAGAGUGUGAAUCCAUGGAUUCCACCAACUCCAAUGAUGGAGAUUCUGCGCCAUUAAAGCCUGAAAACUCUCAACCACCACAACAGCAGUCAUCUUAUCCGGUGCUAUAUCCUGCAUACUAUUCUCCUUUCUUCCCAUUUCCUCUGCCCUAUUGGUCAGGGUACAGUCCAGAGCCUAAUACUGUGAAGGAGGAGACACACGAGGUGCUGAAGCCAACUGCAGUGCAUUCCAAAGCACCAAUCAACGUUGACGAACUCGUUGGCAUGUCAAAACUGAGCUUGGGAGAGACUAUUGCAGACUCAGGCCCGUCCUCUCUGUCCCUGAAGCUUCAAGAAGAAGGGCCAUCUCGGCAGUCAGCGUUUCAUGCAACCCCAACAUGUGGCAGUUCGAAUAUGAAUGAGAGUGCCAUCCAUGCAGUUUGAGAUGUUUGUUUGUGUUGCAAGGAGGGCAUUGUAUUCAUGGCUCAUGAAAUGUGGUUCUUGUCUUCUCAUGUAUGUGGUUGUUGGGAUGUAUAACCUUAAUAAUUGUUUCUUUGCCCCCAUGAUGGGAAUUAACCUAGUUUAUUUCCUUUGCUGGUAGGGAAUAGUGUCUAGGAAAUUACUUAGGUCUAAAUCAAAACUCUUUAAAAUAUGUCCAGUUAUUUGUAUUCUCAAUGUUAUUAUGUAAAGUUGAUUAUGCAGUGUGACAAUCUAUUUCUCUACCCUGAAGUAGUUUUUGUUUUC
This is a messenger RNA of Arachis stenosperma, 1685 nucleotides long. Its product is annotated as transcription factor KUA1-like. The record is from RefSeq and is a predicted model, not a curated record. Bases 351 to 1385 code for a protein of 344 amino acids. NCBI's taxonomy places the organism in Eukaryota, Viridiplantae, Streptophyta, Magnoliopsida, Fabales, Fabaceae. Gene Ontology annotation, biological process: response to gibberellin; response to auxin; response to ethylene. Gene Ontology annotation, molecular function: DNA binding. The transcript has 3 exons.